CGGAGGCUGGCGGGGGUGCGCGGCGCGCCUCGGCGGCGCGGCGCGGAGCGGAGCGGAGCGGAGCGGAGCGGCGCGAUGGAUGAGGACGGGCUGCCCAUCGUGGGCUCCGGCAUCGACCUCACCAAGGUUCCUGCUAUUCAGCAGAAAAGAACGGUAGCAUUUCUAAAUCAGUUUGUGGUUCACACAGUGCAGUUUCUCAACCGAUUUUCUACUGUUUGUGAAGAGAAAUUGUCAGCACUCUCUCUCCGUAUCCAACAAAUUGAAACAACGCUCAACAUCUUAGAUGCAAAGUUGUCCUCUAUUCCUGGCCUAGAAGACGUCAAAUUUGAAGUGUCAAAUGUAAAUAUGAAUAGUGUUACAAAUGGUCCUGUUUCACAAGCUGCUACAGAUCAACAGAAAACUGUAUCACCUCAGUCUGGACAGAACAAUAUACAUGAAGAAGGGUUACAGAAGAUGGAAGUAGUAACAGAAAAUAUCAGAACUGUUGCCAAAGAUCCAAGAUAUGCCAGAUAUCUCAAAAUGGUACAAGUGGGUGUUCCUGUAAUGGCAAUACGAAACAAAAUGAUUUCUGAGGGGCUAAAUCCAGAUCUUCUUGAGACCCCAGAUGCCCCUGUACCUGCUUGGGGAGAUGAUGGGAAUGCAGAAGAGAGUUCUGAUAGUGAAUCUUCAUUUAGUGACUAAAGAGACUGGUUUCAGCCUUUGGAAACUUCUAUUAAAUGCUACUAUGUUUGAAGCUUUAGCGGAGAAUGUUAUGUUUGGGGCCAUAUGGAUGAUGAUUUAUCUAACAGCUUUUCUUAGCACUCAAGUCUUCCAUCUUCUCUCCUAGAAAGUUUGAACAGACAGAGUGUUAGACCUGACCCUUUCCACCAUGAGAAUUAAUCAUGAGAUCCUUGCAGUUGUUGAUAGUGCAUUACUUUAGAUGCUUUUCUGAUUCUUCUGAAAUUACUAAAAAUUCCACACCUCGGAAACUCCAGUUCUCUAAGACUGCAUUGUAGUCAUUAUUAAACUUCCUAUGUAACACUCUUAGUCAAAGUUGCCAUCUUUCUGUCCAAUAACUUAGAAGCAGAGUAACUUUUCAAAUGAAAUUAUUAAUUGUAAACUGAUGAACUACAAUUAUUUUGUUAUAUACUGUAACUGAAGUGAUGGAACAAGAAUUUCACAGAAGAGUCAACUAUUGUAUGAUGAUUCAAAUCAGUGAUAUUCGUUUCUCUUUGGAGAGAAAUUGAACUACAAGUGGAAGAAUACAAUUAAAAAUCUGAAUCUAUUUUCAAGGUGUAUAUUGCUACCCAGUUUCACUUUAGAGUUGUUACAGAAAUUCCUGCACUAUAGACAAGUGGAUUUAUCAGAUUCAUGUUAGAGUGGUGUACGAAGCUACAAAUGUUGCAAGAUAGUUUUGAAAAUGGCACUGUUGAAGUCAGCCACUGGGAGAUUAUUAAUGGAACACCUGAGUCUCACUGCUUAUUCACUAUCAUACAGGUCGGUAGAAGCCACUUUCCGACAGCUGUUUGGCUCAUAUGAAAUGGGCUGUAGCUGUGCAGUCCACACAGGAUAAGAAAUCACCUCCAAGUUGGUGCUGUUGGUGGUAAUUUCAGCAAAGAAGCCAAAGUUCAGUUUAUAUAAUGAUAAACUUCUUCACCACCUCUUGAGGUAUGCAUUGGUGAACAAUAUGAAGAAUUCACUCAGAGCUUGUCUAACCCACAAUAUGGAUCAUCUCUCUUCCCUCCGAAGUACUUAAUCGACGACAUGAGUCAAAAAUGACAUUUCGUUAAAGAAUCAUCUUUAUUUAAUUUGUUCCACAUGAAAUUCUUUGCUGUCUGUUUGAAUCCCUCAUAUUACUGUGAUUAUACCAGAAUGCUGUGGGCCAGAAAAUCGUUCACUUUCUGCUAUUUCACAUUCUUCCUGAGAGCAAGAAAAGACUAAAAUUGUUGCCCUGAAUAUAUAAAUUUGUUAACUUUUAUGACUGAAUCAUUAUCUCCUCUCUUACUUAUUUAUGCCAUUUUAAUAGGUUAACUAGUUUUUUUCUUUAAUUUAAACAUGGCUCCAUUUGAGUCUAGCAGAUGUAAUUAAGCUAUUCAUAACUUGUAUAUCAAAAUAAUACAUGAAUUCCUAGAAGAGAGUAUCUAUACUAGGGAAUGUCUAGAGAUGGUAUUUCAGUGAAGAGUAAUUUUUACUAAACACUUAACAGAAGUGUUCAAUAACUAACACGUGGCAAAACUUGACAAGUGUUAACAUAUUAGCAAUAACUAUUUCAAAAAUGAAUGUUGUAAUGGUAUUUCAGAAACCAUGUGUUAAAAUACUGUUAACUUUAUGAAAUCUAUAUUUGAAAACUCAUUGAAGCAAUCUGUAUAAUUAAAGUUAUGUUUUGUAAACCAAAA
This is a messenger RNA of Rhea pennata, 2375 nucleotides long. RefSeq names its product WASH complex subunit 3 (gene WASHC3). Gene Ontology annotation, biological process: actin filament polymerization; exocytosis. Gene Ontology annotation, cellular component: WASH complex. The record is from RefSeq and is a predicted model, not a curated record. The transcript has 7 exons. NCBI's taxonomy places the organism in Eukaryota, Metazoa, Chordata, Aves, Rheiformes, Rheidae. The coding region runs from base 76 to 681 and encodes 201 amino acids.